Teleopsis dalmanni is the source of this 1699-nucleotide messenger RNA. RefSeq names its product splicing factor 3A subunit 3 (gene noi). Gene Ontology annotation, biological process: mRNA splicing, via spliceosome. Gene Ontology annotation, cellular component: nucleus; spliceosomal complex. The record is from RefSeq and is a predicted model, not a curated record. The transcript is spliced from 2 exons. The coding region runs from base 130 to 1641 and encodes 503 amino acids. Gene Ontology annotation, molecular function: RNA binding; zinc ion binding. Lineage: Eukaryota; Metazoa; Arthropoda; Insecta; Diptera; Diopsidae.
UGUAGCGAAUGUUGAAGUUUUAGCACCAGAAACAACAUUCAUACAACGUAUCAUACAUUUUAUAAACAAAAUAAUAAAGUAUUUAAUCAUUUAUAAAAGGUCAAAAUAUUCGGAAUUCAUACAUAAACAAUGGAAACAUUACUUGAGCAACAGAGACGUUAUCACGAAGAGCGAGAACGUUUAUUGAAACUAAUGAUUGACGAGUAUGCAAAUAAAAAACUUAAUGAAAAGGAGCGUAUUUUUUCUGAACACCGCCUUAAAUAUUUAUUAGAUCUUCACUUGAACUCCACAUCCAAGUUAAGGGACUUAUAUGAAGACAAAGAUAAUGAGCGCAAAGAAGAAAUUCAGGCAUUGUCCGGUCCAAAUGAGUUCAACGAAUUUUACAUUCGACUAAAACAAAUAAAGGAAUUUUACAAAAAACAUCCUGCCGAAGUUUGCAUUCCUCUAUCAGUUGAAUUUGAAGAAUUAACAAAAGCCUAUAAUAAUCCAGAUGAGAUGUCAGCUUUAGUUGAAUUUACUGAUGAAGAAGGCGGUGGCCGGUAUCUUGAUCUCAAUGAAUGUUUUGAAAUGUAUAUGAACUUACGCGGUGUAGAGAAGAUAGAUUAUAUAUCAUAUUUAGUAACUUUUGACCAUGUUUUCGACAUACCUCGGGAGCGUAAAAAUCGUGAUUAUCGGAAAUACAUUGAGACUCUAAACGAAUAUCUAUAUAACUUCGUGGUCCGCAUACAACCGUUACUGGAUGUAGAAGCUGAAAUUGUAAAAGUCGAGGUUGAUUUUCAACGACAGUGGUUACAAGGAACAUUUAUAGGUUGGACAUCAAAAGAAACUGAAUCUGCUCUAGCAAACACUGGUGCACAUCUUGACCUUUCUGCUUUUUCCAGUUGGGAGGAAUUGGCUUCUUUAGGUCUCGAUCGUUUAAAAUCUGCUUUGAUGGCGUUAGGUUUAAAAUGUGGUGGAACUUUAGAAGAACGUGCACAAAGAUUGUUUUCAACAAAAGGCAAAAAAAUGUUAGAUCCAUCUUUAAUGGCAAAAAAGCAAUCAACAAAAAAUUCAAAUAUCCGUUCCAAAGACAAUGAACGCCAUAAAGAAAUAGCACAAUUAGAAGCAUAUUUAUAUAAAUACGCAGAAUUAGUAUCAGAACAACGUGCUGCCACUAAAGAAAAUGUACAGAGAAAACAAGCUCGCACCGGUGGCGAACGCGAUGAUAGCGACGUAGAAGCAAGUGAAAGCGAUAACGAUGACGAUGCCGAUGCAGACGAUGUACCGUACAACCCAAAAAAUCUUCCUUUAGGUUGGGAUGGUAAACCCAUACCCUAUUGGUUGUACAAAUUACAUGGUUUAAAUAUUAGUUACAAUUGUGAAAUAUGCGGAAACUUCACAUAUAAAGGGCCAAAAGCUUUUCAGCGACAUUUUGCUGAAUGGCGACAUGCGCACGGAAUGCGUUGCCUUGGUAUACCUAAUACAGCUCAUUUUGCUAAUGUUACCCAAAUUGAAGAUGCAAUUACAUUAUGGGAAAAGUUGAAAUCACAAAAACAAAGCGAACGUUGGAUUGCUGACCAGGAAGAGGAAUUUGAAGAUUCGCUGGGUAACGUAGUAAAUCGUAAAACAUAUGAAGAUCUUAAAAGGCAAGGUUUACUCUAACGCGUUUAUUUCAAUUAUACAACUGUAUAAAUAAACUAUAUAAAUCAUAGAAAAUUAA